AUGGACUUAAAGAAGGCUGAAUGUAUUUGGGACGCUUUGAACGACUUACAUAAAAAUGAUAAGAAUGCUUAUGAAAAAUUUAUGAAAAAGCACAUGAACAAAUUAAACCAGACGAAACCUAUUAAGCCUAAGUUUUGCUUUUGUGUAGUGACAGAUGUUGAGAGAGUUUCUAUCAAAACUAAGACUAAUGAAUAUAAAGAAAAAAUAUGUGAUUAUUUUAUUAAUAUAUAUUAUACUAAUAAAAUUAAAGCACCAGUUCUUCCAGACGAUUUUAUGAAGAAUAUAAAUAAUAUAAAUUUUGAAAACAUUUUUAUAAGUACAUGUAAAAUUAAAGGAGAAAGCUCAAAAGACAUGUAUGCGGAAGCAGUUAUUCAUUCCAUUAUAUAUAAAAAUAUGAAUGAUGUCCUUUUUAAAAAUAUAAUUAUAACAAGAAUUUUGGAAAUUAUAAAUAACUCUGAAAAAACGCUUAGCAAUGAUAUAAAUAUUAAUACGAAUUCUUUUAAAUUUAUAGAAUUACAAUAUAUCCCCCAAACUACUCAUUAUUUAAAUCCGCACUGUGCAGAUUAUAAUAUAAGUCAAGAAAAUCAACCAACAGUAGAUGAGACUGAUAUCAAAUUUUACAACAUACUAAAUGAAAAGCAAAGUAAAAUUAAUAAUACAACAGAGGAUGAAAAAAAAGAAAUAAAAAUAUUUGACUCAUCCAAUAAUAUUUUGAAUGAUAUGCAAUCAGUAAAAACUAUUAAACAAAGUAAAGGCAACGAAAGUCAUAAAAUUAACAUACCAAAGCAAGUAAAGUCCUAUCAUUAUUCUAUUAUUGACAGAUUUCUUCACAUUAUUUUAACCUUUAAUAACAUCUCGUACGACGAUUUGGAAAUUAUAAAAAAAGACAAUAAUAUUGAUAUUUGCGUUUCCAACAGUUCCAAUGAUUGUAUGUCUUUAAACUUCAAAGAGAGCUUAAGUGACAACGUAACGGCAUACUUCAAUGAAAAGUUGCUAAAAUUAACAAUAAGUGUAGAGUUGUUAUAUUGA
Plasmodium malariae is the source of this 1029-nucleotide messenger RNA. RefSeq names its product conserved Plasmodium protein, unknown function. The coding region runs from base 1 to 1029 and encodes 342 amino acids. NCBI's taxonomy places the organism in Eukaryota, Apicomplexa, Aconoidasida, Haemosporida, Plasmodiidae. The record is from RefSeq and is a predicted model, not a curated record. The transcript is spliced from 5 exons.